This is a messenger RNA of Polypterus senegalus (gray bichir), 1628 nucleotides long. RefSeq names its product mitochondrial ribosomal protein S25 (gene mrps25). The transcript has 4 exons. Gene Ontology annotation, cellular component: mitochondrion. The record is from RefSeq and is a predicted model, not a curated record. Lineage: Eukaryota; Metazoa; Chordata; Cladistia; Polypteriformes; Polypteridae. Bases 119 to 637 code for a protein of 172 amino acids. Gene Ontology annotation, molecular function: structural constituent of ribosome.
UGCAUUGCGCCUUCCUGCGCACAAGCGAUUGACUGGGUACGCUUGUUUACGGGAGGCGGUAGCGUGCUGCCGGUAUGGAUCUGUUUUAGUUCUACUUGUGAGAAAUAAAGCCUUGACGAUGCCUAUGAAGGGGAGGUUUCCGAUAAGGAGGACGAUCGAAUACCUCCAGAAGUCGGACAUCUUCUUCAAAAAUACUGUGAAGAUCAUGACUGUCAACUACAACACGCAUGGAGAACUGAGCGAGGGCGCAAGAAAGUUUGUCUUCUUCAAUGUUCCUCAAAUUCAGUACAAGAACCCCUGGGUACAAGUCGUCAUGUUCAAGAACAUAACGCCUUCACCAUUCCUGAGGUUUUAUCUGGAUGAUGGUAGUCAGGUCUUGGUGGACACAGAAGGGAAGACUAACAAAGAAAUCUUGCAGCACGUCAAAAAAAUCCUCGGAAAACCUGAAGAGGUGCUCCACGCUGAAGAAUUAGCUAAAAUGGUUCAUUCAAACCCUGCAAACUUUGGGCCAAAGAAGUAUUUCCCACGGGAAUGCAUGUGCGAAGUGGAAGGGCAGGUACCCUGUCCCGGACUGAUUCCUUUACCAAAGGAGAUGAGGGGCAAGUACAAAAUGCAGGCUGAAGCCGAAGACGCCUGAUGGCGUUUAGUCAAGGCUAGAAAUCUGCAAAACAUUCACACGGACGUUUGAUUUUUUUUGUUUUCAAUACAUAAUAAAGUGGCUGCCUCUGGUUGCACACCAAGAAGAAACGGUUUGCUUUGUAAUUCAGCCUUCCACUUUUUAUUCAAUGGAACCAAUUAUGAUCAGGUAUGUGGCUCACAUAUAAAAUAAUCUGUGUUCAGUUUUAUUUACGGCCACCUUUUUUCUUCUUCAAAGUGCAUUAUAUAACCGGCCACACUUUCAAACAAUGUGUUCUUUUUAGUAAACAAGCAGGUGUUUAAAUAUUAGUGCAUACUGUUUGUGACUUGAUAGACGUCACGGCUUCUUUAGAUUUAGCCUUGUCAGAAGUAUUGUUCAUUGUUAACAGAUGAUCACCAUCUUGAAAACGUGAAUGCCCUUCAAACAAAAGAGGAAAAACUAAUGGCGGUCAAGUAGAAUACACACUUGACCUUUUUUUAAACUAUGAUUUGACCCUUUUAAUCAUGAGUGCCUACCCUUUGAAAACAGUGGGCGCCCGUCGUUGAAUGUGUGUAAUCCAAUUUGGAGUCAUAGAUGCAUUACGUUGUAUUCAGAAUUUACUUGGGCCACUCGGUUGUUGUCCUGUGGAAUCUUGCCGUUUUCUCCCUAAUCUUGGAAUGAGAGAUUGCUUUUGCCGUGUUUGAGCAGUGGCUGCACGAGCCAACAGCGGACAGGACGUCGAUUCAUCAAAAGGCGUCCAGUCACUUGCACUGGGCCAGAUGGGAUGUGGCACAACAUGUGGAAGGAACUGUGGGCUUUCCAGAGGAAACCUACUCCAUCAUGCGGAGAACAUGCAAAGUCCACCCAGGCAGCGUGAAUGCAGUGCCACAUGCUAAACCAUUUUGUUAUUUAUCUGGUUUAACAUGACACUGUAUCGUACAUUCUGAGGGCUUUUUAUUUUUUUAGUACAGAAAAUAAAAUGUGAUGUCUUAACAAUAAAGUGCUUGUCGUA